Messenger RNA from Ceutorhynchus assimilis (cabbage seed weevil), 771 nucleotides. The record is from the annotation of a GenBank genome assembly. NCBI's taxonomy places the organism in Eukaryota, Metazoa, Arthropoda, Insecta, Coleoptera, Curculionidae.
AUGCAUGCGAUGAAUACUAUGUGUGAAGGAUUAGAAGAACUCGCUAAUGUUAGAUUGGAAACAGAUCAGCAUGUAGAUGCAAGUGAUUCACGUAUGAAGAGAGAUAUGCAAGAUAUUAAUGAACUGCACGAGUGGUUUUUAUCACAUGAUCCAUUCCCUGAGGUUACAAAAAUCAUAUCAGUUGCCAGUGGAGUGGUUGGUAAUAAUUUAAUCAAUUAUCAUAAUACUCGUGAAGUUGUAACUGCUUUUAUAAAUAAAAUGACAGGACAAACAUUCAAUAAUAUUAAAUUAAAACGCGCUUACAAAGUCCUCCCUCUUUUAGCAAUGAGUAGCACCAUAAAAGUUCAUGAUAAGACGGCACCUAUGGACCCUAUAUUAUUAUUUCAACGCAUGAGUAUUACUGAGACAUUUGAAGAUGAACUGAAAAGAAAAAUCCAAAUCUACAACCCGGACACCACGUCAAUCAAUGCGCUACUAGGCCAAGGCUGUCCCCGUUGCGGCGGCUUGGUAUUUGCAGUCGAACAACAACUAGCCAAAGCCACCAUAUGGCACAAAAAGUACUUCAAUUAUUGUACCGAAUACCACCGUCCUUUGGACUCAACUUUGGCUUGCGACGGUCCGGACAAGGAAGUCCACUGUUGCGCUUGCUACGCCAAACUUUUUGGACCUAAAGGAUGCUUCAACUGUGCCGAUUGUAGCCGUUCGUUAGACUCUACCAACCAAAAUAACGGUCCCAACGGUAAAAUCUAUUGUAGAGGACGCUACGGGUGA